Cladophialophora carrionii CBS 160.54 is the source of this 1629-nucleotide messenger RNA. RefSeq lists its product as uncharacterized. Bases 1 to 1629 code for a protein of 542 amino acids. The transcript is spliced from 4 exons. The record is from RefSeq and is a predicted model, not a curated record. NCBI's taxonomy places the organism in Eukaryota, Fungi, Ascomycota, Eurotiomycetes, Chaetothyriales, Herpotrichiellaceae.
AUGGUGCGCUUCAAGAUGUACCGACACGACGACGCGGCACCUGAUGGGAGUUCGCACUCUGGGGAGCCUUCACCACUCGAAGCCAAUGCUACGUUCAUCAACAUCACACAUCCAGCUCAACGCCAGGAUGCGGCAACCCGGAAGAAAGUAGCCCAGUACAUCGGAGUCAAUUUUCGAAAUCGUUCGAAGCCUAUGGCGAGGAGAGAAGCCAAUGGCUCCGGCCCAAAGCCAGGUAACUCAAAGCCACCAUCCCAGAGACAACUGCGCGCAAGAGGAGCUCCAAUCCGAGACUGGAUCGAUCGGGACCAGCACGGGUUGAGGUCAGACCCAUUUACAUCGUAUCCCAUCCGAUCACAGGACUGGCUUCCAGAGGUGGUGGACUUCUUCUUGAAUGCAUACGGUCCAACGCACCUUCUCAGGCGCACAGCAACAGGUGGUCCCAGGAGGUAUCAAAGGCCCCCCGAAAGCACGACAGAAACCUCGCCUGUACACCAGUAUUUUCAGUAUAGCCUGGAACAUCCUGUCAUGUUUGAAGCCCUGAUCGCACUAUCGUUAUCCAAUCUGCGGAUCCAUCACUGGGAGCAGGGUCAGGUCGACAAGGAGACGGCGUACCACUAUGGCAAUGUCUUGAGUACCCUCCAGCGGACGUUGGGGGAAGGUGACGGUUACCGCGAGACCGCCGUUCUCUGGACGAUCCUUGCACUCCUCGAGUUAGAGUAUCUGGCAGGCAACAUGACCGCGUUCGAGGCCCAUAUCAACGGCUUGCAUCGGUUGGUUGAUCUGCAUGGAGGAUUGGCGUACUUUGACAAGUGCAAGUUACUCGGGCCAGCUAUCAGAGGGGUUCUGGCGCUAUGGUACUUCCUUCGCGUUUCAGUCACAAAUGACGAUCUCACCACAGCGGUCUACAAUGAAGCAUCCAGCGAUCAACAUAUAAUUGCUCCCAAUGUCCUCGAAGGGCUUAAUGCGGAGGAUAGUACCGCUGGACCCGUGCGUUUUGGGGAGGGAAUCCUGCGGUUGGUUCAGGAAAGGAGAUUGUCCGCACCCGUCUUUGUCCAUGCCAGGGACAUUUACGACAAUUGGCAGGACGUGGACCUAUGCCAGAACUCGCCUUACAGUGUCCAGAACGCAUUGAACAUGGAAUUGCGGGAGCGAGGAUGGAAUCUCCUGGGAAAUUGGCUCUUGCCCAAUCACGGUGGACUAACAUUGGCGGACUACAUCCUGUUGAUCGGCCUUCAGCACACACUCCUCGACACGACUCACGCAGAGCGAUACUCACCGUUCUACCGUCCAGCGGUCAUGAGAUGGGUCUCAUGCUGCUCCAAAUUUCUGGACAGGGUCAACCAGCAGUCAGAUGCAGCGACAGCAGACUUGCUGAUCUGGGUCUGCAUUAAGCUGGCUGGGUCGCUGACAGCAACGUUUUUACGAGCCCGUUCAGACUCAGAAGACGAUCCUCGGUUCCGAUUAGUGAUCAAGAUGAUGAGCAGAUAUCCAGAGACUGGGGAAUGGAGCUCCUUGCAGAAAGUGAUCCAGAGGUUCCAAUGGCGGGAGGAUUGUCUGGCGUUUUGGUACAAGGUUUGGAAGAUGGUGGUGGAAAGUGAUACUGUAGCUCGCAACGGUUACAUUGCCUAA